AGCUCAGUGUGAGUUUGGCGAGGGACGUGCUUAGACCGCCGCUGUCAGGAGAGUUUCUCUCUUACCCGCCCUCCGUCCCUCCCUCUCUCCCUCCUUGUCUGUCUGUAUGUCUGUGCGUGUGUCAGUGCUCCUCGAGGACUAACGCAAGACCCAGAGACGGCGAUAUAUCCCCGUGGUUUUUUAAAGAAGGUAGAUUAAAUUCAGAAACGUUAUUUUUUGGGGUUCUUGCUACUGCUACAGGUGUUCUUGCCGCUGCUUUAAUCACUCUGAUUUGUUUUUUGUUACUGCUGCUGCUGCUGUUAUUGUUACUUGUGGUGGUGGUGGUGGCGGUGCAGCGUCUGUCCGUGUUGUUGUUUGUGUGUCAACGAUCGUGCGUCGUGGAUGAGGAUUAGUCGUGAAUAAACAGACUGCACCUCACCACCACAAUGGGUUGGACCACCAGCCUCCUCCUCCUGUCCUUAUUAGGACUCUCCGCGUGCCAGCAGCGGUCACUCAGGAACACCGGGAACGGAAGACAACGCCUGCAGUCCGGUAAGCCCGCCGAGGUAGCUGACUUCAAUUGCCCGCAGGACUUUGGCUACUACCCCCACCCGACCGACUGCACCCAGUACUAUGUGUGCGUGUUCGGCGGCGCCCUUCAGGAAUCCUGCACUGGUGGCCUCGUCUACAGCCACGAGUUGGAGACGUGUGACUGGCCGCGCAAUGUGGACUGCCAACCUGGAGCAACUGGCGGUGGCGUCUCUACCAUCAUCGUGACCGACCCCCGCACCCGCUCCUCCAACACCCGCCCCAUCAGCCCCGUUACCGAGUCCCUCACCCCCUCCGUCGGUUUUGACAAGUUCGACCACAGCUUCAGCUCCACCAAGAACCAUCGCACCACCCAGACUCUGAACGGACCAGACAGAAGCGGCAACGAGAGGGCGCUUUUCAGGAACCCCUCCUCCAAGUCACAGUUCCUCUCCUCCCACUUCUCUUCCUCUUCCUUCUUCAACGCACCCGGCACAUCUGGAAGCACCAACAGGCGACCCACCAAGUCAACCUCCUUCACCCCAUCGCCUGUGGUGGUCAGUCACGGCCCCUCAUCUCCCGCCCGCAUCCCCUCAGCAGUGGACCAGACCUACUUCACUGACUUCAACUACACCGACCCCGACUACUACUUCUACUACGAUGACCUCCUCUAUGACUACUAUGACGUGCCCGCUGCUGCCCCCACCCAGGCCCCUGUUCGCCGUCCCGCCCCCACCCAGCCACCAAUCAGAGAGGAGAUCUUCAGUGAGAGGGAGAUCAUCCCCCACCUCCCUCCUCCUCCACCUCCUCCUCCCUCCACAACCACCACUACUACCACCACCACUCCCCGAACCACCACCACCACUACCACCACUACCACCACCACUACUCCUGCUCCCACCACCACCACCACCUCCUCCGUGCCUAAAUUGAGGCCAAUCCCUGUCAGAACUCGCGUGGCUCCAUCCACUUCCUCCAAGUCCUUCGGAAGGUCAGGAUCCACCUCCAGGGGGCGAACAAGCUCUUCUCGCGCCACUACCUCUCCCUCUCAGUCCUUCAAAGCUGCCCCCGCUGCCACUCGUCUGCGGUCGCCUACUUCUUCCCCCAAUACAGCAAGGGACGCAAUAGCCCAGUUGUUCGACUUUAGCCUCCCUGACUUUGAUCCCUCAAGUCCCAUCUCGUCCUUCCCCUUCUCCAGCCUCCAACCAUCCUCCUUUAAUCAAAACCCUGCCCAAUCCCCAUCCCGCCCCGCCUCCCGCCCCGCCCCCCAGACCCGCCCCCAGCCCGCCAGAGCCCAAGCCAAAAAGCCACGACUCAGAGUCCCAACACAGGAAAGGACACCCCCACAGGCUAUUUCACACCAGACCAGACCCUCCUCCUCCCUCUCAGCCCUUAAGAGACCCACUCCCUCCCAGUUCCCCUCCUUCCCCUCUUCCUCCUCCUCUUCAUCCGGUUCUCAUUCUCCUAGUACUGCUCAGAGGAUUCCUUCGAUUCCCUCGAUUCCCUCAAGGUCAUCCAGCAGCAGCAGCACUCGCUCCUCCUCCUCCUCCUCCUCCAGCACCCGGUCCCAGCCCACUGCCUCUGGACCUCCCGCAGUCGACAACUCCCAGCCUAAGAGAAGUAGACGUCCUACCCUCAAGCCGGUCUCUGUUCUUGCGCCUUCUGCCCCUACCGCCUCCAUCGAUAUUUGGCGAUAUCCCCCGAGGAGACCAACCCCCACUCGCUCCCACCCGACUCCUGACACCAAGGCUACUAAGUGCGACCCCAAAGAGUGCCGUCUCCCCGACUGCUAUUGCGGCGGCAGCGACAUUCCUGCCGACCUCUCACCCGUGGAGGUCCCCCAGCUAGUCCUCCUUACAUUUGACGACGCCGUAAACGACCUCAAUAAGGGCCUGUAUAACGACCUCUUCAACGUGGGCCGCAAGAACCCCAACGGCUGCCCCAUCGCCUCUACCAUGUAUGUGAGCCACGAGUGGACAGACUAUUCCCAAGUGCAAGAUCUCUACGCCGAGGGCCACGAGAUUGCCUCCCACUCCGUCUCGCAUAGUUUCGGUGAGCAGUUCUCCACCAGCAAAUGGGCCAAGGAGAUCGCAGGCCAGAGGGAGAUCCUGUCAGCCUACGGAGGUGUCAAGAUGGAGGACGUGAGGGGCAUGAGAGCUCCCUUCCUUGCUGUUGGCGGCAACAAGAUGUACCGCAUGUUGUACGAGCAGAACUUCACCUACGACUCCUCCAUGCCCGUGUACGAGAACAACCCGCCAAGCUGGCCCUACACCCUCGACUACAGGCUCUUCCAUGACUGCAUGAUCCCGCCCUGCCCCACCAACUCCUUCCCCGGUCUGUGGCAAGUACCUAUGGUGAUGUGGCAGGACCUGAAGGGCGGCCGCUGCUCCAUGGGCGACGCUUGCACCACCCCACCCGACGCUGAGGGAGUCUACAAGAUGCUCAUCAAGAACUUCGAGCGACACUACACCACGAACAGAGCUCCCUUCGGCCUAUUCUACCACGCUGCCUGGUUCACCACACCGCACCACAAGGAGGGCUUCAUCGCCUUCCUGGACACCAUCACCGCCAUGGACGACGUGUGGCUCGUCACUAACUGGCAGACCCUGCAGUGGAUGAGGGACCCCCAGCCCCUCUCCAGGGUGAAGAACUUCGGCCCCUUCCAGUGCAACUACUCGGACCGCCCGAAGUGCACCAGCAAGAAGGUGUGCAACGUGUGGCACAAGGGCGGCGUGCGAUACAUGAGGACGUGUCAGAAGUGCCCGGAUGAGUACCCCUGGACGGGCAACACUGGCGUCAAGAGUCCACUCAAUGACCUCCCCUAAGACUGUACUUCCUCUCCCUCCCGCUCCUCCCUCAUCCCUUUACCCUAACCCUGUCCUCACCACCACCACCAGCACCACCAUCCCCACCACCACAUACCCUAUUAUUAUCUAUCCUAUAUAUCCUUCCCGUUCCUUAAUCCUCAACCAUCCCUAUCCUUUUUACUCCAUGCCCUCCUGCCCUCCCAUUCCCACCAUCUCCCUCCCUCCCCCAUAAGACUGUGAUGUGAUGUAAUCUUGUGUUUGUUUCGUAAAAAGAAGUAGAAGUGAAUAAAUAAAAGGAAGAUUUCACGCAAACCUCGUUGAAGGAUGAUGAUGAUGAUGAUGAUGAUUAUUGAUGAUGAUGGUGACAACAAUAAAAAAGAAAUCUUCGUCACUGUUUGCUACAUUGGAACUUUUUUUUGUAUCAUACCACGUUUUCUUCAUAAAUUAUCGUGUGUUUUGUUACUCGUACAGACGAAGUGUUUAGAAAAUGUGUGUAAUGGAUUAUUGUUACAUUUUUUUAGGGGACAAAUUGACAAAAGAAGAUGAAAUUAAGUGUACUGUGUGUGUGUGUGUGUGUGUGUGUGUGUGUGUGUGUGUGUGUGUGUGUGUGUGUGUGUGUGUGUGUGUGUGUGUUUAUGUGUGUGUAUCUGUGUGCCUCCUUCCCACAAACAAAACGGACCACGUACAACAAACAAUAAUUAGACCAAACCAGGUCAUCAGCCUUCACUCAAACAACAGACCAACUAAAAGAGAAACACAAAAUAAACAAUGAACCAAACUAUCUCAGGUGUCUUUUAGGCCAAGAAGGAAAGAAAGAGAGAAAUAGAGAAAAAAAAAAGAGGAACACAUCCACUUUUAAUUCAAUUCGCAGUUAUGAGGACAAAAGACCAAACUGAGACCACAGCAUCCAACAUCCAUUCUCGUGAUAACACACAGAAGCAAUACAAAGACACCUGCUUAAUUAAGACUAAUCAGCAGCAGUGGUCAGUAUACAGGAAUGCACACACUAUUCCCUAACUAUCUAGCUUAAUCUUCGAGAGAUCUUAAGUACUUCCUUUAUGUAUCCCGGUAGCGAAAUGGUAGAAGCUUACUCAUAAGAAUAAUACAAGUUACCAUAAUACAAGAUGACUGGUAUUUUACGGGCUGCCUUGUGGGACACUCGCACACGCAUACAAGUCCUCAACAUGUCGUGGUUAAGAAUUUUCUUUAUACUCAUGCCCACAAUUUAAAAAAAAAUCAUUGUAGAUAUGUAAAUAGUUUCCUCCUUUUCUAUUAUGUCUUCUCUCUCAUGUGACUCUUUUGUUAUGGUCCUAAAUUACUUAAUGAAUUACUAAUCCUCCUCCUUCUUCCUCUCCUCUGUUUUGCCAUUUUUCUUUGCUACAGUUUCGUAAAUUAAAUGUGAUUUUUCUCUUAAUUUCCUAUUUAAGAGCAUUUUCAAAACUGUGUAUCAAGUUACUUGUUUGUUUCCAAUAUAUUUUUCUUUUCAAUGUUGUUCCUAAAUACAGAUUGUUUCCCUUCACACUCAGAAGAAUGAUACAGUGCAAUACCAACACAUAUUACUGAAUAAACAAAAUGUCAGUCAAUUAACGUGCUUGUUUUCCCCUUUUUCACAAGUAUAAUUCCCUUUGAUUAACGGUCAGCCACACACACACACACACACACACACACACACACAGAAGCAUUGCUGGUGUUUAAACAAACUAUGCUUUCCUUUUUUUUCGUUUGUGAAUGAAUGUGUGUGUGACUUAUAUUCUCUCGUUUUGCUUUCAGUCUUUUCUUUUCUUCUUUAGCUCAUCCUUUUCUCCCUCCGCACUUUUCCUUCCUUCACACACAGACACAUGCACACGCACAACGUAUUUAUCCUUUAAAACGAUGAAGAAAAACGGAGAAAUUUAUUACAUUCCGUAUACUCUGCGGUGAAAAAAAAAUAUAUAUAAUCUUACGCUUAGUAUCCAUUAUGCAUCUCUCUACUGUUGUGAAUGAUGCACACUCAAAUCUAUUGGUCACAUUUAAAAAGCGAGUCCCUUACUUUCUUUUGAUUCAUUUACUAAUAUUUAAGAACAUUUGUUAUUGUGUCUAAAGGUAAAAAUGCCUUCAAUGUUCUGUAUAGUGAACACGUACGGAUGCCAGUGGCCAAAAUAUAUGAAGUAAGUACGUAAUAUAGUACUGAUUAAUUUGUAGCCGUUCGUUAUUUGGCGGACGGAAAGAGGCGGCGAGUGUUUACUUCUGUCGACAAGUUUUAUUAUCGUCAGAACACUUACAGAGCAGCGAGGUUGAGUCAUGGAGAAGUCAUGUGAGCUCCCUGCACCAUCAUUACCGUCAAUAGCAAGUAUGUACCUCAUCUCCAUCCUUGCGCCACAUUUUUGUUGUUAUCUUCCGGAAUUGAGUAGUUACCCUCUCAGACCCGCACGUCAGCUUACGUUCUCUUCAAUAGUUUCCUGGUCCUGUCUAUCUUCUCGUUUUCUUCGAUUUCCCUUUAUUUCUCCCCCUCCUCUCCCCACCCUUCUUUUCUUCUACGUCGUUCUUUCCUUCUCUCCCUCCUCACUCAUCUCUAGCUGCAGUCUACGUACUUAAUAAUUGUUUUCUCUCUUAUUGUCCUAAUGUUAUUGAGCAACUUCCGCUUAGUUCCUCUGUGCUGGAGCAACGCAGAGGCAAUACAGUAACUCUAGGGGAGGGAUUAUAUUAUUUUAUUCCCCAGUCCCACACUUAUGUAAUCGCUACAUGAUAAAUAAAAGGAAAACUGUUCGAUAA
Messenger RNA from Portunus trituberculatus (swimming crab), 6065 nucleotides. RefSeq names its product mucin-5AC-like (gene Cda5). The record is from RefSeq and is a predicted model, not a curated record. Gene Ontology annotation, molecular function: hydrolase activity, acting on carbon-nitrogen (but not peptide) bonds; chitin binding. Gene Ontology annotation, cellular component: extracellular region. NCBI's taxonomy places the organism in Eukaryota, Metazoa, Arthropoda, Malacostraca, Decapoda, Portunidae. The coding region runs from base 426 to 3332 and encodes 968 amino acids. Gene Ontology annotation, biological process: carbohydrate metabolic process. The transcript has 21 exons.